AUGGCGUCCUUCGUCCCCGAGCCACGGCUUUCCCCCCCGAGGGGGCUCUGGUCUCUGGGCCUCUACAGCCCUCCUGAGGCCAGUCUGGGGGGGCCCCCGUGGACCCACAGGGACCCCUACCACUGCUUCUCCUGCCCAGACCCGGGCCCCGUCUAUGGGGAACCAGGACCCCCCCCAGCCCUGGUGGCCCUGCUCCCCCCCCUCUUCGGGGGCCCCUGGGCCUCCCUCCAGCGCCCGGUCCGCCCCCCGUACUCCUACUCCGCCCUCAUCGCCAUGGCGAUCCAGAGCGCUCCGGGCGGCCGGCUGACGCUCAGCCAGAUCUACGACUCCGUGGCCGACCGCUUCCCGUUCUACGGCUGGCAGAACGCCGUCCGCCACAACCUGUCGCUCAACAGCUGCUUCCGGAAGGUUCUGCGGCCGCAGGGCGACCCGGGAAAAGGAAGCUACUGGACUCUGGACACAAACUGUGAGAAGAUGUUGGACAACGGAAACUUUCGCCGCAAGAGGAAGAGGAAGGCGGAGAGCAUGCCCACUGUGAAGACACCUUCCUCCUCCUCCUCAUCAGGGCUCAGCCCUAAACUUCCCAGCAUGCACAGCGGCAUGGGUGGCAGCAGUGAGUUCCCGGAGCUCUCAGACGGAGCCCUUGGCGGCUUCCUGCCUCCUCCUCCUCCUCCUCCUCCUCCUCCUCACGCCGGCUCCCCCUCACCGUUCAUGCAGGUACCGGACCUCUCCUCCCCGCCUCCUCCUCUGGGGUUCUCCUCCCGCCCCGGCUCCGGGGGGCCCCGGUGGGACCCCAGCAGCUCCUCGCUCUACGUGGACCUGCAGACGGAGUCCUGCUUCCUGCCGGACCUGCAGGAGGCCCAGCAGCUGGAGGCCCAGUGCGGCUUCUACGGGGGGGCGCUCCUCUGAGGAGGAGGAGGAGGAGGAGGAGGAAACGGAUGUGAGAGUAUUUAUGUACUUUGUUUGUAUUUAUCUUUUUUCUAAACUGACCAAAGUGGGUGAAUGUUUUUUACAGCGUGAAUAUGAAUUGAAUGUGUUUAAAAUAUUAAUAAAUAUUAAUAAAUAUUUUGUGUUUUCUUCUUCUCCAAACCGU
Pseudoliparis swirei is the source of this 1093-nucleotide messenger RNA. RefSeq names its product forkhead box I3a (gene foxi3a). Lineage: Eukaryota; Metazoa; Chordata; Actinopteri; Perciformes; Liparidae. The record is from RefSeq and is a predicted model, not a curated record. Gene Ontology annotation, molecular function: DNA-binding transcription factor activity, RNA polymerase II-specific; RNA polymerase II cis-regulatory region sequence-specific DNA binding. Gene Ontology annotation, biological process: cell differentiation; anatomical structure morphogenesis; regulation of transcription by RNA polymerase II. Bases 1 to 909 code for a protein of 302 amino acids. The transcript is spliced from 2 exons.